UAUCAGAUUACAUAUUUUGCUACAAGCCUGCAACUCAAAAUCAAAGGAACAAAAAUUUACUGUAACAUUAACUGCAUAAAAUAUGACUAGUGAUCAACAGACAAACUGUCAGUUUUCAGCAAACGAGGAAUUUUUAUCAGCGAAUUUUUCAAAUCUUAAUUUCUGGGACAUUAACAGUUACAAAACGUGCUUGAAAAGAAUUGAAGAUGGAGCGAAAUUGUGUGACGAUUUCAUGAAAAUGAUAAAGGAACGAACCGAUAUAGAGGCAGCGUACUGCAAUAAAUUAAAAUCUUGGUCAAAGAAAUGGGAAGAUAGCAACAAGAAGAGUCCGGAAUAUGGAAGCCUGAAAACGGCAAUGUACGGAAUAAUGUUGGAAGGCGAGCAGUUAGCUGAUGUUCACUAUGAAGUGCACGAAAAACUGUUGACUGUUAAUGAGACUGUAAAUCGGUGGAAGAAAGAUAAUUACCAUAAAACUUUGAUGAAUUUUAAAGAAGUGAAAAUAAUUGAUGAAGGAUUCAGUAAUGCACAAAAACCAUGGUCACGACGACUUGAAGAAGUGAAUAAAGCCAAGAAGAUAUACCACAGUUCCUGUCGAAAUUUUCAGAACGGUCAAAAACAGGAAAGCGAGGGAAAAGAAAAAGAGAUAAGCGAAGAUCGUGAAAAGUUGCAAGAUAAAGUAGAAAAGUUCAGCGUCGAGUUAAAUGAGAGUAAAAGAAAAUACGAAGAAGCUUUACGUGAUUUGACAGGUUACGCACCUAAAUAUCAAGAAGAUAUGAAAUAUCAAUUUAAUAAAUGCCAAGAACUUGAAGAAAUUCGCAAAAAUUUCUUUCAAACUUUAUUGCUUCACUACCACGAAGCCAUCACGCAAGAGAAUUAUAUGACAAGAAUUCCAGCCAUUUAUCAACAUCUACUUACGGCCAUCAAAAAGGCAAGUACAAGACAGGAUCUUGAGUGUUACGAGAGGAUCUACGUGACCCAAGCCAAACUUCAUAUACCAGUAUACGAGGAAUACGAUGCAAACACUGGUGUUCAAUCAUCGAACGUCGAUAACAAAGAAAGCGAUGUAAACGCGACAGUGAUGAGAAACAAGAGUCGUUUUUGCACAACUUUAUGAUUUAUGAAAACAUCGUGUGUCUUAUUAUUGAUUGAUUUACAAACUUAGCCAGCAUCACGGACGCAAAUAAAGAUUGCAGUAACUAGAGUUGCAUGAAGAAACUUUAUCCGUGCAGCUAGAAACGUCGUCAACUUUGUGACCCCCGAUUAGUAGGUUUUGUAUAGCUUCAAAACUGUGCGAAAAAGGAUGACCUUUGUUGUAUAUAUGUUAUUCACGAUGUAUUUUAGAAUUACAAACGGAAAUGAGUAUUGAGACCUGCUAUGACCUGUAAUCUUUUUUAUAAACAUGGUCUUUCUUUUGUUAUCUGUACUGGUAGAUAUCAUGUAGUAACUUUCAAAUAUUUCCAAAAUCUUCAA
This is a messenger RNA of Xenia sp. Carnegie-2017, 1470 nucleotides long. RefSeq names its product protein kinase C and casein kinase substrate in neurons protein 1-like. Lineage: Eukaryota; Metazoa; Cnidaria; Anthozoa; Malacalcyonacea; Xeniidae. Gene Ontology annotation, molecular function: phospholipid binding. The record is from RefSeq and is a predicted model, not a curated record. Gene Ontology annotation, biological process: cytoskeleton organization; regulation of endocytosis; plasma membrane tubulation. Gene Ontology annotation, cellular component: endosome; plasma membrane; cytoplasm.